Molecule: messenger RNA, 6018 nt
Organism: Chara braunii
Lineage: Eukaryota; Viridiplantae; Streptophyta; Charophyceae; Charales; Characeae
Source: the annotation of a GenBank genome assembly
GGGCAUCGAUUGAAGAAUUUCGAUUGUCGGUUGUUCAGAGAGUUGAAGCAGAUUCCAAGGGAAAAUUCUCUUCUUCUGACGGGCACUCCUCUACAGAACAACCUUGCUGAGCUGUGGGCGCUGUUGAACUUCAUUCUUCCCGAAAUUUUCAAUGAUGUGAGACAGUUCCAGUCAUGGUUUGAUUUUGCAACUGCGAAGGAUCAAGCAAGCAAUCAAGAGGACGCUGACAGAGAAAGAAGUAGACAGGUUGUGAAAAAGUUGCAUCAGAUCUUACGGCCAUUCUUACUGAGGCGCUUAAAGGAGGAUGUGGAGAAGUCUCUUCCACCAAAGAAGGAGAUUAUCCUUUAUGCCAGAAUGACAGAGCAACAACAAGUCAUUUAUCAAAAUCUUGCAAAGAGGACACUUGAGGAGUACAUUCAGACUGUUGCACCAGGUGCUCGACAGACAAGUUUGAACAACAGGAUUAUGCAACUCAGGAAAGUCUGCAAUCAUCCAGAUUUAAUUAUGGGUCAUGUCGCUUGUUCUCGGCCUCCACCUAUGGGAGGAGGCGUGCCACCUCAGCAGAGUAAUUCCGGUAUGGGCCAACCACCUCCACUGUCGGGUCCCCCGAUGCAGAAUCGCGGUAAUGCACCAAUGGGCCAAAACCUGCAUAGCCAGCGACCCGUCGUCCCUCCUCCUACCUCUGCGGCUCCCAUGUCUUUUGCAAGUUUGCCCCCUCAUCCUUCUCAUCCAUUGCAGCAGCCACCCAUGCGCUAUGGUCCUCCUCUAGGUCAACAACAGCCUGCACCGCCACAGCAGCAGCAGCAGCAGCAGCAGCAGCAGCAGCAGCAGCAACAACAGCAGGCAUUUAGGUCUCCAGCGGGCGGGUUAGGCCAGCCGCCGACGGGCAUGCCUCCGUCGUUAGUGAUGCCCCCUCCCUCCCAAGGCUUACCCCCUCCCUCAACUGGGAUGAAUCUUUCCCAGGUUCUGCCCCCUCCUUCUCAGGGCAUGCAACCUCCUUCGCAGAACAUGCAGCAGCCUUCUCAACAGGCCCUGCAGCAGAAAGCUAUGCCCCAGUCACAGCAAGUAAUACAUCCUCCACCCCCCCAGGGCAUGCAACAACCCCCACCCCAGGGGUUACAGCACAGCCAACAGGGAAUGCAGUUGUCACUGCACGGGAUGCAGCAGCAGGGUGGCCAUCUCGUUCAGGGAGGGAUGCAGCCCCCUCCUCAGGGCAUGCAGCAGCAGAGAAUACAGCCUCCCCCGCAGCAGCAGGGUAUGACCCCGCCGCAGCAUGGAAUGCAGCCACCGCAACAGCAAGGCAUGCAUACUGGCAAUCAGGCCAUGCCACCAAUGUCGCAAGGUGGAAUGACCUCACAAGGGGCCCGAGGACUGUCGGGAAUCGGACCACCUCCUAGCAUGCCGCCUCCUCACAAUGUGGGUGGAGUAUCAGGUCAAAACAUGGGACCUCCACCGAACAUGGGGCAGAGAAGCUUGUCUUCUCCUAUGAGAUCCGGGCAACAACAUGCGCCGCCUCCUUCCUCUCAACAGCAGCAGCAGCAGCAGCAGCAGCAGCAACAGCAGCAGCAGCAGCAGCAGCAGCAACAGCAGCAGCAGCAGCAGCAACAACAGCAGCAGCAGCAGCAGCAGCAGCAGCAGCAGCAGCAGCAACAACAGCAGCAACAGCAGCAAAUGCAGAAUGCCGCAGGUGCCCUUCAGCAGCACCAGAGGCCACCAGCGGGAUCACAGGGACCACACAUUCAACCGCCACAAUUAGUGAUGCAAGGGCCGCCAAUGCAGAACAUGAAUAGCGUCGUACAGCCAGGUAACGCGUACGGAAUUCGAGGUUUCCCGCCUACGGCACAGCAGCCGCAGCAACAGUACGGCCCACCGAUGAGCCCGUUCAGCAUUCUCCCGACGCUGAAUCAUCAGCAUCACCACGGGCAGCCAUCAUUCAUGCCAUCUGCUACACCAUCAGGGCAGUCUGCAGCAAUGCAGCCUCCGCCGCAGCAUCAGCAGCAGCAGCUGACGGGGCCGCCUCACUGGGGCGGUCAGCUGCCGAGUCCUGGCGGUGGAGCAGGAACGACCCUGCAGCCACUGCCUCAACAGCAGCCUCAGGCGCAGGGGCAGCCUCAGGUCGUCGUGCCGGUCUCGGGAGCGCAGGUGGGCGCAGCGCCACCUGCAAUGGCAAUGGCGGUAGCGGCCCCGCAGCUGCAGCCCGUCGCACAGCAGCAGCACCAGCAGCACCAGCAGCACCAGCAGCACCAGCAGCACCAGCAGCAGCAGCAACACCAGCAACACCAGCAACACCAGCGACCUCCUACUGUUAUGAGCAAUGCUGUUGCGAUGUCACCCACUGCCGCCCAACAGCCUGUUGGCGUGGCGGCAGCCUCUCCCGCGGGAGCGAUGAUGACGCCAUCGCCGGUUGGCGCCACAGCAGCGGCAUCACCCGCGGCGAAGCCGGCGGUAGCGGGGACGCACGGUGGGCUGGGCUCCGCUCCUGCCCCUUCUUCAUCUAGUAGUGCUACCUCUAGUAGUGCCUCUGGUGCUGGUUCCGCCCCUGCGACUGUGACGCCAUCGGAGUGGUCAGAGCAUACAGCCCCCGACGGGAGGAAAUACUACUUCAAUAGGAAAACGAAGAGCUCGAGUUGGGAGAAACCCAUGGAGCUGAUGACUCCCACAGAGCGGGCGGAUGCCAUGACUAUGUGGAAAGAGUUCACUACCACCGAUGGGAGGAAGUAUUAUUACAAUAAGUACACGAGGCAGUCCAUGUGGCGAAUGCCAGCCGAGAUGAAACUAGCUAGGGACAAAGCUGCAAGAGAGCAGGCAGUUAAGCCUGCAACAGCAGGGCUGAGCACCGCAGCAGCUGCUCCGUCAGCAGCAGCGUCGGCAGGGCAAGCGGCUGCAUCUGCUGCCGCCACCGCCGCCACAGGGUCCGUGUCGGGAUCUGCUGCUGCCACCGCUUCUGGUCCCGCUGGUGCAGGCGCAGCUGCCGUGGCGCCGACCGGAACUCCUGCGACGGCGACGGCGGCGGCGAUGGCCACGUCGACGGCGGCGGCAGUUCCGCCGGCUGCACCUGGUCCAGUGGCUGGUCCGGCUGGGGCUCCUGGAACAGUGCUUGCGUCCGUGGCGGCUCCCCCUGCUGUCGUGGGGUCCGUCUCCGGGGGGCUUGCAGUCCCGCCCGUCUCGCCCGCUGCUGCUCCCGCAGCCAUGGCGGCAAACACUGGAGGUGCAGGUGUAGUAGCGCCUGUCGUCGCCCCAAGUGCGCAGUCGCCCAUGAUCGUACCCUCACCCAUUGCAGCCAACCCCGCGCUUGUAUCUCCCGUCGCCACGGUCUUGCCCAUGAGGGGUCCCGGAGGACCGGUCACUGCUCUCUUCCCUGCCGCCGCUGCGGGUGCAACGGACGCCGCCACCGUGCCGCUUGUGCAAGCAGCCGCCGCCAUGCCGAUCGUUAGUUCCGUGGCGCAGAAUGCCGCCGGCGGCGCAACUCUGGCUAACGCCACGACGGUCGGCGCAGCUGCGGGGCCACCUGCUGCUGCUGCUGCGGUUGCUGAUGCUGUGGCUGGCGCGGCAGCCCCGGACUCGACGCCAACUGUGGCUAUCACUGCGCCUGCAGGCGGGCCGCAGGCCGCAGGUAAGGAUAAGCCGGCGGAAGAACAGGCGGAAGCCUCCGCUCAGGAUCUCGAGGAAGCGAAGAAGGCCAUGCCCAGUACUGGAAAAAUCAACGUCACUCCUGUCACGGACACCAAACCGGUCGUUCAAGCCAAAGAACCCCUCGUUUUCGCAAAUAAGAAUGAGGCGAAACUCGCGUUUAAGGAUCUGUUAGAGUCGGUGAACGUCGGCUGUGACUGGACUUGGGAACAAGCCAUGAGAUUGAUUGCAAAUGACGAAAGGUAUGGGGCGCUCAAAACCUUGGGCGAGAGAAAGCAGGCCUUCAACGAGUAUAUCACGCAGCGAAGGAAACAGGAGAAAGAUGAGAAACGACUCAAGUCCAAGAAAGCGAGGGAGGAUUUCGUCGCGAUGCUGGCCGACUCGAAGGAGCUGCAAUCCACGAUGAGAUGGAACAAAGCAGCCGUGCUUUUCGAGGAAGAUGCACGGUUCAAAGCUAUCGAGAACGAGAGGGAGAGGGAGGACUUGUUCGAGGAUUAUCUCGUGGAUUUGGAGAGGAAGGAGAGGGAGCAAGCGCGUGUCGAGAGGAAAGUCAAUCUUGCGAGGUACAGGGAGUUUCUUGAAUCUUGCGACUUCAUCAAGGCCAAUACCCAGUGGCGUAAGGUUCAGGACAGACUGGAGGACGACGAGCGAUGCCAGAAGUUGGAGAAAAUCGAUCGUUUGGAGGUUUUUCAGGAGUUCAUUCGUGACCUUGAGAAGAAGGAAGAGGAAGAGCGCCAGGCGCAGAAAGAGGUGAUCAGGCGUAAAGAGCGCAAGAAUCGCGAUGAACUGCGCAAACUGUUCGAUUCCCGCAGGAAGAGCGGCGAUCUGAAUGCGAAGACUAGGUGGAGGGAUUUCGUCAGUACCAUCACCGAUCACCCCGCGUACAUCGCCGUGGCCGACAACUCCUCGGGAGCUACCCCUAAAGAACUGUUCGAUGAUGUGAUGGAAGAGAUCGAGAACCAGUUUCACGAAGAUAAGGGGAGGAUUAAGGAUGCGGUUAAGUCGAAGGAUAUUCAAGUGUCCGGAAACUGGACGCUAGAAAGGUUUAAAACAGCUCUUUUCGGCGAGGGAGGGGGGGGGGGGGAUCUGGGGAGCAUAGCGGAAUCGAACGUGAAGAUAGUGUUUGAGGACUUGGUGGAUCGAGCGAAGGAGAAGGAGGAGAAAGAGAUGAAGAAGCGGAAGCGAGCGGCGGAUGAUUUCUCGGACUUCCUCCGCGGCACGAAAUCAAUUCAAGCGACGUCGAAAUGGGAAGACGUAAAGUCGUCAAUAGAUGAUGUGCCAGAGUACAAGACAGUGCCAGACGAGGCGGAGAGGAUCCGAAUAUUCAAUGAACAUAUCGCCUAUCUACAGCAGAGAGCGAGGGAGAAAGAGAGGAAGAAGGAGAAGGAGAAGGAAGAGAAGGCGAAGAAGGAGCGAGAGAAAGAGAAGAGGAAGGAGAGAGAAAGGGAGAAGGAGAGGGAGAGGGAGGAGAAGAAGGAGAAAGAGAAGGAAGAUAAGAAAGAGAGGGAAAAGGAGAAGGAGAGGGAAAAGGAGAAGGAGAGGGAGAAGGAGAAGGAGAGGGAAAAGGAGAAGGAGAAGGAAAGAGAAAAGGAGAAGGAGAAGGAGAGGGAAAAGGAGAAGGAGAAGGAGAGAGAGAGGUCUAAGAAGGACAAAGAAAUUAGUGCGGAUGAUGGUGAUGCUAGUGGUGCCGCCAACGACCACACCGGCAACCACAAGAGCGAAGAGAAGAAGAGGGAUCGUGACAGAGAUAGGGACAGGGAGAGGAGUGAGAGAAGUGACCGAGACCGCAGAUCUCGAAAGCGGCACAGGAGUGAUAGCAGUGAUGACGAUGUGUCAGAAGAAGAGAAGGAGUCGUCGAAGAGGAGGUCUCGCCGACACGAUAGGGGAAGUGACCAUAGGAAGUCGUCUGCCAGAAAGCAUGGCCACGGCUCGGACUCGGAGUCCGAUCAAGACAAACACUUAUCGAGGAGACACAGGCGGCAUGAGGGGAGUAGCAGAAGAAAUGGAGUGAUGGAGGCAGAAAUGACACAGGAGUUGGAAGACGGAGAAGUGGAUGGAGAGGAUGGCGAAAUUCGAUAGGCUGACGCUAUAUUCUGACGCGUUUUCAACAGAUCUCGCUGUGAGAAACCUUUGCUUGCUUGCUUGCUUGCUCCUAUGGUCGCUCAUUAAUUGAAUGACCCGUGUACACUUUGUUUUCUUGAUAAUGAUGUCAUCAUCAAACCAUCUUGGAAGUCGGGUCUCGUCCGUCGUUUUUGUACAUUCAGCCUGCUUUCUCUUACUCUCUUUGGUGCCCUCUUCCACGCACAUCCUCUGCUGGGCGUUUUAACACUUGGUUUUGAUUUCAAGAGUGAAUCACGAACCGGUGAUUCUCAGAUUGGCUUUCCCGAG